Pangasianodon hypophthalmus (striped catfish) is the source of this 5901-nucleotide messenger RNA. RefSeq names its product glutamate receptor, ionotropic, delta 2 (Grid2) interacting protein, b (gene grid2ipb). The coding region runs from base 473 to 4747 and encodes 1424 amino acids. Lineage: Eukaryota; Metazoa; Chordata; Actinopteri; Siluriformes; Pangasiidae. The record is from RefSeq and is a predicted model, not a curated record. Gene Ontology annotation, molecular function: protein binding. The transcript is spliced from 23 exons.
ACAGACGUUCUAAUUAGCCUCCACCGUCCUGCUACAUCCCCAUGCUGAUACUGGGCCACUUUCCAUCCCUUGGAGAGGGAACUAGCUGUCAGAGUAUGGGAGGAAGAUAUUUAUAGCAAAAUGGGGCCUCACUUUACCCUUUUUGGAGAGAGAAUUAUUAAGGAUCUGUGCUACACUGUCCCAGUUUCACAGUGUUAGCUCUGCAGGCAAGACUAGACAGACUUGCCAGAGAUGCAGAGUCAAUGUGACGGAGAAAAGGAUUUCGGCACCGUGUGCCCCUCAGCUUUUUAUGUGUCAAUACUCUGCAUGGUUGACUUUGGUGAUGGAGGGCAUUGGGAAGGUUCUACUCCUUGCCUGCUAAUGUUUGACUAGAGGAUGUGUUGAACGCAUUUAGGAGGCACUUAGGUGGGAGACGUGCACUGGAUGUUUUUUCUUAUGGCUAUAACCAUCGACACUUGUUGACUCGGGCAAAAUGAAGAGAUUCCUGCAAAAUAAGAAAGGGAGGUACUCUUUACGCCAAAACCAGAAGUCUGGCCCACGUUAUCCACCUAAAGAUUUCUUUUUUACCAUGCCAACAUCUAACCAGGGCUGGCCAGAGGAGUUUGGCUUCCAGCUUGGGGGCACUGGGCCCAGCUAUAUCCUUACAGUGGAGGAGGGUAGCAGUGCUCACCUAUCUGGCCUGCAGCCUGGAGACCAGGUGCUGGAGAUUGAAGGGCAGGAUGUGUCCAGUCUGGGAGCUCAGGCUGUCAUCGCCCUGGCACAGGCACAAAAGAACAUCCCACCCAGCAUUGGCGUGGUCUCCAGAAUACAGCAGAUGGAUAUUACCCCAGGCCCUGAUGGUCGUUUUGGCUUUACUAUCGUGGGAGACUGCCCCCUGCUGGUGGAGGACUGCUCUCCCUGCUCCCCUGCUGGGCGCAGUGGUCUGAGGGCUGGUGAUUAUGUCAUGGAAGUGAAUGGAAUCCCUGUGAAGCAUCAUGAGAUGGCUGCUGCCUUAAUAAAGGCAUCACAGGGUCGCACGCUGCGCCUUGGAGUGCUCUGCAUGGGCAGCCGGCAGAAGCGUAGCAGCAUAGAUGAGUGGCAGAAAGGCAGCGAAGGCCCGCGGCUGGACCGCAAACAUAAAGCCUUAGAGUUCAAUAAAAGGAUUGAGGAGGUGUUGGGGAGCGAGCCUGAGGUGAAAGAGAAGCUGUUUGCCGUGCUAAAGCAGUUUGCUGCUGAGAGGAAGGUGGACUGGCUGGCAUCUGUUCUUCCUGACAUCCUGACCACUGAGGAGCAGCAACAACUCAUUUCUAAUGUCAGGAUCUUCAUCCCCAAGAAGCACCGGCAGAGGUUUGAUGAAGCCGUCUCCCAAAGUCUUCUCAACCGCGUGUGCCGCAGUAAGAGCGUGAGCGAGCCAGGCCAGAACCGACUGCGCCGCAGCCGCAGCCAGGAGCACCAUGAGCGGCCACAUGCCUCCAAAAGGGCCAGCUCAGUUCCCAGAGACACCGGAGAGAACCAUGAACGUGGCCACAAGAAGAGCACAUCUGGCAUCCCCAGCAUCCCCCCCACUGGAGCAAAUCAGAGGACCAUCCGUGUGUACAGAGGAAAGAAGAGCUUUGGGUUCACGCUCAGAGGCCAUGCUCCUGUGUGGAUCGACUCUGUCAUUCCAGAUAGCCCUGCUGAGGAGUGUGGCCUUAAACCAGGAGAUCGUAUUCUGUUUCUCAAUGGGCUGGAUAUGAGGAAUUGCUCCCACGAGAAGGUGGUAUCAAUGCUGCAGGGCAGCGGCGCCAAUCCCACUCUGGUGGUGGAAGAGGGGCCGGUGCUAUACUCUCCAUCAGACUCUGAAACCGAAGAGACUCCCUCACUCCCUUGCUCUCACUCCCCUGCCCUCAGCUCCCUGCAGUGGGUAGCAGAGAUCCUUCCUCCUAGCAUCCGCGUGCAUGGCCGCACCUUCAGUCAGCAGCUCGAGCACCUCCUCACCACGCAAGAGAGAUACACAAUCUGCAAGGCUCUCGAGACCUUCUUUCAGCACAGGAAUGUGGACACACUCAUUGUGGAUGUUUUUCCUGUGCUGGACACUCCUGCCAAGCAGCUGAUCUGGCAGUUCAUCUAUCAGCUUUUGACCUGUGAGGAGCAGGAGCGCUGUAAGAGCAAGAUCUCCCGCUUCCUGGGCUUCAAAGGAGCAGAGCCUGAACUGGGCACAGAAAAUCACAGACGGAGCAGCUCCAUGAGGGUGACUGGAACAUCCCACAGAAACAGUGUCCGAGAAAGAAGCUCAGAUGAUUGCAUCAUUGGCACUCAUUUAGGAAUGGGGACUUUCACUGAGCCUGCAACCCCAGGAGAAAGACAAUGUGGCGAUGGGACCUCCUUUCCCGAGUCCCCAGAUUUGAACCACAUAUCAGGAGUGUACACAGAGCUGGAGAGUGCAUACACGGUGAAGAACAGCCAGCCUCUGCAGAGUAACUCAUCACCUGGGAAUGAGGGCAUGAGCCAUGCUGACAGCCAUGCACUCACUCUCUCCUUCACACAUGCUAAAAAAGGGAACCGUAAGUCAGGCCUGUCCCUGACAUGGAAGGAGCCCUGCUCCAGCCCUCAGUAUGACCUCUACCAGCAGACCAUCCCUUCUCCUGGAAGCAUGGACUCUAACCCCUAUGUCAGCCUGGACAGCUCUCCUACCUCCCCUCAGCACUCAGAUGAGGCCCCAAGCCCUCAGCCUCGUCGAAAAAAACUUUUCACUUUCUCCAGACCCCCACGCAGCCGAGACACAGACAAAUUCCUGGAUGCCCUGAGUGAACAGCUUGGCCACCGAGUCACCAUUGUGGAUAACUUUCUGGGAGGCGAGAAUGACUAUGAAGAGAUGAGUUUCCAGGAGGAACAGGACAACAUAUUGUCUCGUCAAGCGAGCAGUGCGAGCAGCGAGGACCACAGCAGUGAGGAUUCAAGCUCGCUAACCUACUCGUCUGAAUCAGAGCAAAUCCCACCCCCUCCCCGGAGCCCCCCACCCCCGCCCCCACCCAUUCAGUUCACUGACACGCCCUCCCCCAUCUGCCUCACCCCACAACACAUGCCUCAACCUCCUCCUGCCUUCCAGAACCACCCCAUCAUACCCCCUCCACCACCCCCUCCUCGGUUCAUCCUCUCCAACCGGCCAUCUCGUCACCAAGUGCUGCCUACAUGCAAGGAGACAAGGUUCCAUCACACCCAGCCCCGAAAGCCCUAUUCUCAGCCUUCUGUUCAUGCCAGCCAACAACUUCACCAACCCAAAGCCCACCCCAUCCUGCAUUCAUCCCCUCACACAUCCCCACAACCUCCUCACACAUCCCAAAAGCCUCCUCACACAUCCCCACAGCCUCCUCAAACAUCGUCUCUGCCUGCUCACACAUCCGCACAUCCCCCAUUGAGGCACCGCACCCAGUCCAUCUACCAGAGCCAGCAGAGCUCAGCCAUGCAGCCCAAAGCAAAGAGAGAUUCACCACAGUCUACCCGUAAGACCUAUGAGAGUACCAUCUCAAAGGUAACACCACCACCCCCACCUCCACUGCCCCCACCCUGCGAACCCCCACCUCUGCCAAAGCCAAGCCCUCAGGCUUCAGAUACCAACCACAUGAGUGUGAAGAGGCUCCGCUGGGAGCAGGUGGAGAAUUCUGAGGGCACUAUCUGGGGACAGCUUGGAGAGGACCCUGACUAUGGCAAAUUGAGUGACAUGGUGAAAUACCUCAAUCUGGAGCUGCACUUUGGCACACAAGCAGGUUCCAUUUCUCUUCCAGAGCCCGCCAUUCUACCUGAGAGCUUUAAAAAGAAAGACGUGGUCGAGAUUCUCUCUCAUAAAAAAGCCUACAAUGCUUCUAUCCUCAUAGCCCAUCUGAAGCUGUCUCCAGGAGAGUUACGAAAGGUCCUCAUGACUAUGAGCACUGAGCGUCUGGAGCCUUCUCACAUUAAGCAGCUUUUGCUGUAUGCUCCUGAUGAUGAUGAGGUUAAACAGUUCCAGCAGUAUGACCAGGAUCCUGCCAAGCUUAGUGAACCUGACAAGUUUGUCCUUCAGAUGUUGCUAGUGCCUGAGUAUAAAACCAGAUUGCGGAGUCUCCUGUUUAAAACAACCCUGCAGGAGAAAACUGAAGAAAUGCGACUUGGUUAUGAGUGCAUCUACAAAGCCUCCCUAGAACUAAAAAACAGCAAAAAACUUGCAAAGAUCCUGGAGUUUGUCUUAGCAAUGGGAAACUAUCUUAAUAAUGGCCAACCCAGGACAAAUAAACCCACAGGCUUUAAAAUCAACUUCCUUACUGAGCUCAGCACAACAAAAACAGUAGAUGGGAAGUCAACCUUUCUCCAUAUUCUAGCCAAAUCACUACGCCAACACUUUCCCGAACUUCUCAACUUUGCAGGAGAGCUUAUAACAGUGCCACUGGCUGCCAAAGUGAAUCAGAGAACCAUUACAGCAGACCUCAGUGAUCUCCACUCCACUAUCCAGGAAAUCAGGACUGCCUGUCUAAAGAUCCCAGCCACAGCAGAAGAUCGAUUUGCAGCAGUCAUGAGUAGCUUCCUAGAAAACUCGCAUCCAGUUGUGCAGUCUCUGGACUCUCAUCAGCAGAAAGCAAUGGAUGAGUUUGCCAAGGUAGCCUCUUACUUUGGAGAAGACAGCAAGGCCACGACCACAGAAGCAUUCUUUGGCAUCUUUGCCGAAUUCAUUUCUAAGUUUGGGAGAGCACUAAAUGAGACGCAGGCCACAGAAAACCCCAGGAGUCCUCGCAUUGCUUCACCUUUAGCCUGGUGAGAAUAUGCUUUAGAAUUGCUGCUCUCAUAAACUAAGGCCAUCCAUGUGCCAAGAACUUGACAAAACAACAGGUGAAGCAAAGAAUUUAAUCUAAGUUAAUGACCUACAUGUUAAGAGUGUAACUUCAUCAUAAAGAAUAUAUAUUUUAUACAACUUUAAAGCUAUCAAGGAUAUGGAUAUAGUUUCAUUAUUUUUAAAAAAAGUUUCUAGUGGCAAGAGAAUGUAACAAGAAUGUGAGCACUUUAAAAUUCUUUCACCCACAGUUGAUGAUAAUAUAGUCAGCUGUUUAUUAAUUAUUCCUUUCACUGAUGAAUACUGACCAAAAACUUGCUGACAGACUAUAAUGAUGGAUGGGUGUUAAUCGUGUUAGUCAGCAGCAUAUCAACAUUGUAAACAGAUGAUUAAUUUUUGCUCAGCAUUAGUGUUGUCACUGUCAUUUGCUGAGAAGAGACCCUGCCACACUGAUAAUGGCCACUUAUUUUGUCUGAUCUGUUUGAACAGUGGCAAAGCUGUGCAUGAAAAACUGUACAGUGUAACAGUACUUAUUAUGAAACUGUCAUCUAUGAGCUCUCUUUGCUGUGACAAUUAAAAUCUGAAUGAAAAUGCAUAGGUCUGUUUUUAGUCUCAAUGAAAUGGCCCUGUGUUUACAUCUUGUUUGUUUUAUGUUUACAUGGUAAAUUAUUAUGCAGCUUGGCAGAUUUUUCCUAGAAAUAAUGUUUGAAAUGUUCUUUCUGCCUGAUGUUUUGUGUUCCCAACAAUCUAUUAGUAGCCUCCUUAUUAAAUCCAAAUGCAUGGACAACUAAUUGCUUGUCUUUGUGUCAAAAACAAACACCCAUGUUCCUUUUUUUGUCUGUCCUUUUUCAAACCAGUGACAGUAUUUUGACAGGUUAAUCUACAAUUUGCAUGUAGCAUUGUGUUUAUUUUUGUUGGCAAAUAAUUUUAUUAUUCUUAACGUAGGCCUAACCAUUGGUUUCCUUUUAACCUGUAUUUCACGGUAGGACUUAGGUGUAUUGGUGUAUAGAUUGUUUGUGAAUAGGAUAGUAUUUAUCCUGUGCAGUUCUCUUUCAGCUUCACUUUCUUUGGGCCACAUUGGGCUGCAUUUUAUUCUGCUGUCUAAUUUAUAUCUUGUGAAUAAACAAAACUUCUGACAAGCA